Molecule: messenger RNA, 4205 nt
Organism: Diceros bicornis minor
Lineage: Eukaryota; Metazoa; Chordata; Mammalia; Perissodactyla; Rhinocerotidae
Gene: SFXN2
Product: sideroflexin 2
Exons: 12
Coding region: 1488-2456 (322 amino acids)
Biological process (GO): serine import into mitochondrion; monoatomic ion transport
Cellular component (GO): mitochondrial inner membrane
Molecular function (GO): monoatomic ion transmembrane transporter activity
Source: RefSeq, a predicted model, not a curated record
UACCUCCAGUUCCCUCAUCCUGGGAGGGAGCUUGGAUUUCUAUCCUGACUCUCCCUAGGCGGGGCUGUAGCGCGGGCCAGGCUUCCACCUGCCGAAGCCACGUGGCACAAGGAGUGGUUUAGGGCUGCCCAUGGAUCUCUCCCUUAUGGCCUCCAGCGCUUUCAUGUGCCAGGCUGAGGGGCGGGGGCGUUAUGGGUUGCGCACCCGUCUCCACACACACCGUGUUAGAGUCGUGAUGGAGGAGUCCCGGUGGUGGGAGGAUGUCUGUUGGAGGGCAAGAAGCAGCUUGAGGACUGGCCCUGAGCGCUGAGGUGAGCUGACAGAGGGGGUGAAAGGCGUUUUGGGAUGACCAGGUUUUGCUAAGCUACGUUGGAGCAGGCGGUGCGCCCUCUGCAGUCCCGAAGGAAGCAAAAAUGGGCUUGCACUUCCAGGCAAGGAAGAACGAGAGGGAUUCUGGGUGAGUUGGGAGGUGCUACCUCCCACUCCUUCCCAGUGCGGAGGACUCGAAGAAGAGUUAUCAUGUAUGUGCCAGGUCCUAUUCUAGGCUAGGAGACGUAGCAGGGGACAAAAUCUGCCCUCACGGAAAUUACAUCCUUUCUAGUGAAAUGCUUUUCAUACAGGAUUUCAUUUCAUUCUCACAACCCUAGAAAUUGGUUAUUUUAAGGGAUACAUUGGUUAUUUUAAGCAAUGAGUCGGGACUUGAACUUAGUUCUUUCUGACUCUUGAGAAAGUGCUUUUAAACACUAUUGUAUUGUCCAGGUAGGAGGAACGGAGUAGUUUAUGUUUGAGAUGUAAACUCAGAAGUUUUAAGAGCUGAUAAAGUGUGGGCAUGGAUUAUACACCUGGAGGUUUGCAGAUGUGUGUGGCUCUUACCUACCUCAUUGGGUUCUUGUGAGGAUUAUUAUAUGUCAAGUACUUAGAACAUUGCCUGGCACAUAGGAAGUGCUGUAUAGGGCUAAGCUAUUAUUAAUACUUUCAUCUAGGUUUUUGGGCUUUGCCCCUCUUCCUACCAGCAGGCUCUCUAGCUUAAUUAAGAUCAUUGGAAUGAAGGCAGAUUUUCCCUGAAUGGUCCUUAGCUAUUUAUGCAUUCAACUAAAGUAAUUUUUAAACAUCUGCUACCUGCAUACCUGCUUCAGAUCCUUGGAGAGAAAAUGCAGUUCAGAACCUUGACUAAGGAGGUACAAGAUGAAUGGUUAAUUCAGAGCAUGCACUUCUACAGUCUACCCAUCUCUAGCCUGUUGGUUAUUUUGUGAAAAAGGCAAGGCAGCCUUCUCUUUCUAAGUUGUCCAGUGUCUAAGGUUGUGGUUGCCUUGGAGUCACAUGAGUGUAUAGAGGCAUAUGCCUGGACCUACUCCUUUAAUAGUCUCAUUCUCCAACUUUCUUUAGGCAGCCUUGACACCAGCCUUCACCCAUCAGCAGUCUUUGGGUCUGACUUGCUUGAGUCUUUGGCUGCCUUGAUCUUCCUCUGAUUUUUGUGUGUGAGCAAGAUGGAGACUGACCUGUCUGGCUUUGACAUCGAUGCCCCCCGUUGGGACCAGUGCACUUUCCUGGGGCGGGUGAAGCACUUCUUCAAUAUCACAGACCCCCGCACUGUCCUGCUACCAGAGCGGGAGCUGGACUGGGCCAAGGUGAUGGUGGAGAAGAGCAGGAUGGGAGUCGUGCCCCCAGGCACUCAAGUGGAACAGCUGCUGUAUGCCAAGAAGCUCUAUGACUCGGCCUUCCACCCUGACACCGGGGAGAAGAUGAACGUCAUUGGGCGGAUGUCCUUCCAGGUCCCUGGUGGCAUGAUCAUCACAGGCUUCAUGCUCCAGUUCUACAGGACGAUGCCGGCGGUGAUCUUCUGGCAGUGGGUGAACCAGUCCUUCAAUGCCUUAGUCAACUAUACCAACAGGAAUGCAGCUUCCCCCACGUCAGUCAGGCAGAUGGCCAUUUCCUACAUCACAGCUACAACCACUGCGGUGGCCACUGCUGUGGGCAUGAACAUGUUGACAAAGAGAGCUCCACCCCUGGUGGGCCGCUGGGUGCCCUUUGCUGCUGUGGCUGCAGCUAACUGUGUCAACAUCCCAAUGAUGCGACAGCAGGAACUCAUCGAGGGCAUCUGCGUGAAGGACAAGAAUGACAAUGAGAUUGGUCAGUCCCGGAGAGCUGCAGCCAUAGGCAUCACCCAAGUGGUUAUUUCUCGGAUCACCAUGGCAGCCCCUGGCAUGAUCUUGCUGCCAGUCAUCAUGGAAAGGCUGGAGAAACUGCGUUUCAUGAAGAAAGUCAAGGUUCUGCAUGCCCCAUUGCAGGUUUUGCUGUCUGGGUGCUUCCUCAUCUUCAUGGUGCCAGUGGCCUGUGGGCUCUUCCCUCAGAAAUGUGAAUUGCCAGUUUCCUAUCUGGAACCGGAGCUCCAAGACACCAUCAGGGCCAAGUAUGGAGAACUCGUGCCUUCUGUCUACUUCAAUAAGGGUCUCUAAAUGCCCCACUCCAGCAAGGACCAGUCUAUACCCAUAUUCACCAGCUCUUCCUUAGCUGUUGUGUAUACCUGUGCCCUCACUCCCCUUUGCCAACAGGGCCUGAAGGCCAAUGUGGGUUGGGGGGUGGUGGGUGAGGGGGAGGAUGCCUCAUGCUUCCACCAGGCACCUGGUUUACUGAACUCCAGGGGAUAAAGGUGAACAAGGGGAGCAAAGACCAAAUCUAUCUGCUCCCCCUUCACCCCCAUCCCCUGGAGACCAGGAGCUGAGACCCCCUUCGGGGAGAAGUUGCUGGGACCUGGGGGAGACACUCAAGCAAACCAUUUGGAGAAAUUAGGAAGCCUUUGGGAUUCUGGUUCCAGCCAGGAUUGGGGAAGAGCCCCUGGGACAAAGAGACGUUCCUACUCCUCUUUCCUCUUCACUCCUCCUCCUCUUCUCACGCUGUGCAACCUCCUACCCAUGCAAUUCUAACUAACUCAGGAAGGGGGAGGGAAGAGGUCUGUGUCACCUUGGGGCUCUUCACUCUUCCCCAUUCUUCUCCCCAAUACCCCCUAGUCGGAAAGCUUCUUUGGGAGUGCUGCUGAACGUGAGUUUCUCAGGCACCCAGGAGUUCUUCAUGCUGAAAAAGGUCACUGUGUGAGGCAGCAGAGUUUCAGGUGCUUCAAACCCUGUUUGUUGACACUGAUUUUGUUCUCCUGCCCUAAAAUCAUGUCUGACUUUACUUCUUUGUGUUUAAAAGAUAAAUCCAUUAACUGUGAGUAUAAAGGAUGUAUGUAGGCAUUAACUACACAUUUUAAUGGGUAUGAUUUCCUGGCUGCCUCCCUUCCUCAGCCCAUUGGGUUAAACACCAAAGAAAGACUGGUAUGUACUGAAUAGGAAAGGGAAGUUUUAUUUGGACACUGCUAAGAAGAAAUCAACCAAGACCAAAGAGCCUUAAAGGGCACACAGCAAAGCACAGCCACUUGUCCUUCCCAGCUUGGCUGCUGUAGGCGAUUUCUCAAGCUCUGGGGUCAGGGGCUGUUGUGGCUUACCUGGGAUCAAUGUCUGUAUGAGUUUUGUCUAGUAGAAUUUACUGACUGUUCAAAAGACAUCACUGUGAAUUGAAUAAAUUUCUUGAAAGAACACAAUGAACUCAGGAUCUGGUCUGACUGGCCUUGGUAUGGAGGUGGGUAUCACAACUAUAAGGGGAACCUGUCUGAUGCCCGGAGGCCAUUGUUCAUUUCCCUUAUUAUGGAAGAGAAAUCCGCCUGUCUUUGCUGGAAGGUCCAGAGGACUACCAGCAUAGCAGCUGUAUUGCUCCAGAGCAGGAAUUGGUAAACAAUGGCCUAAGGGCCCAAAUCCCCUGCUACCUGUUUUUGUGUGCCUGGGAACUAAGAAUGGUUUUUACAUUUUUAAAGAAAAAAAUGAAAAAAGUAAAAAAGCAAAAUACGUAACAGAAGAAUAUGUAUCAGAGACCCUAUGUAUGUGGCAUGCAAAGCCUAAAAUAUUUACUCUGGCCUUUUACACAAAAAGUUUCCCCUGGAGUAACGGUUCUUAAGAACAUACAUCAGGAUCACCUGGGGUUUGUUAAAACACAGAUUGUCGGGGCUCGCCCAGUGGCGUAGUGGUUCACACGCUCUGCUUUGGCAGCCCUGGGUUCAUGGAUUCGGAUCCCAGGUGCAGCCCUAGGCACCGCUUAUCAAGCCAUGCUGUGGCAGGCAUCCCACGUAUAAAAAGUAGAGGAAGAUGGGCAUGGAUGUUAGCUCAGGGCCA